This is a messenger RNA of Monascus purpureus, 2182 nucleotides long. The record is from the annotation of a GenBank genome assembly. Lineage: Eukaryota; Fungi; Ascomycota; Eurotiomycetes; Eurotiales; Aspergillaceae.
UGCUGUGAUACGUCUUCGAAAACAACCAGGUGUCCUUUGUCUCUCCCGAAAUCACUUCCAAAAUGGCCUCUAUACCAGUCAUCGUGAAACACCAAGGCAAACGCUAUGAAGUCGAACUCGACCCGACGUCGAACGGCGAGACCUUCAAAUACCAACUUUACUCCUUGACUGGUGUCGAGCCAGAACGUCAGAAGAUUCUUGUAAAAGGUGGUCAGCUCAAAGAUGAUACCCUUCUGUCCUCCUUGAAGGCGAAACCGGGUCAGACUUUCAUGAUGAUGGGCACGCCUUCUGGUCAAGGCGCUGCGGACCUUGGGCGGCCGAAGGAUGCGGUGAAAUUUUUGGAGGACAUGACAGAAGCUGAGGCUGCGAAGGCAGAUGGAGCUAUUCCUUCUGGUCUGCAGAAUCUUGGGAAUACUUGCUACCUUAAUUCUACCCUGCAAACGCUGAGGAGCGUUCCUGAACUUCAGGAAGAGCUCCAGAAGUAUAAGCCUGCACCUGAUUCUCUCGCAUCAACUAGCCUUUCAGAUAUUAGCAGCUUUGGUCUCAGUGGUCUAGGUGCUUCUAUGGACCUCACUGCAUCUUUACGGGACCUGUUCAAACAGAUGUCCGAGACGCAGGAGGGGAUCCCGCCUAUCAUGUUUCUAAAUGCCCUUAGGAAUUCAUUUCCUCAGUUCGCGCAGAGAGACAGAAAUGGCCACGGCUACGCCCAGCAAGAUGCUGAAGAAGCGUGGUCGCAAAUCAUGAACCAGCUCCGGAAUAAACUGAAGGUCAGUGAUGGGGAAGGGGAAUCCGUGACUGGGAUAUCUUUCGUAGACAAAUAUCUCGCUGGGAAAUUCGAGUCCAUCACUGAAUGCGACGAGCCGGCGGCUAAGGAAGCUGGAGAAAAACCAUCAGUGACUUCCGAUGUCUUUUUCAAGCUGGACUGCCACAUCGGUAAAGAGACAAACCAUCUUAACGAUGGCAUAAUGGCAGGUCUUGAGGAGAAAAUUGAGAAGCAUUCCCCUACGCUCGAUCGAAAUGCCGUUUACACAAGGCGUUCGCGCGUUUCCCGGUUGCCCAAGUAUCUGACCGUCCAUUUUGUUCGAUUUUUCUGGAAGCGCGAGACUCAGAAGAAGGCAAAGAUCAUGCGCAAGGUGACGUUUCCUGCCGAACUGGAUGCAGUUGAGUUCUGUACCGAGGAACUUAAAGGGCAAUUGAUCCCUAUCAGAGAUAAGGUGCGCGAAAUUCGCAAAGAUGAGCAUGAUAUUGAACGUGCUCGCAAGCGCCAAAAGAUCUCACAUGCAAGGGAGGAAGAAAAGAAGGCGGAGGCUGAGUCUGUGGGCCUGGAGCCAAUGCAAAAGAAGGAGAUCGAAGAGCGCAAGGAUGCUGAGAAAGGCAAAGUUAAAGACGGGGAGUCGGCGGCAGCAGCAGAUGCUUUCAAGUCGGAUGCGGAAAUCGAGGCCGAAAGGGUAGCUUCUGUUCUGGCGGCGAAAAAGGAGCUCUCUGUGCUGGUUGAUUCCAAGCUUUCCACAGACUCAGGGGCCAACAAGUCGGGCCUUUACGAACUGCGCGGAGUGAUCACCCAUCAAGGUGCUAGUGCUGACAGUGGCCAUUACACAGCGUAUGUGAAGAAAGAAGGCAAGCUUGUGGAUGACCCCAGUGCACCUGGCGGCAAGAGACGCGAGGAAGACGGAAAGUGGUGGUGGUUCAAUGAUGACAAGGUUACUGAAGUGGAGGCCGAAAAGAUCGAAACUCUCGCCGGCGGUGGCGAAUCCCAUUCCGCCCUGAUUCUUCUCUACCGCGCUAUCGACCUACCUACGGUUUAAUGGUGGAGAUUGUGUGGGAAAUUGAUCAAUCUUCGCCGAUGCGAUGUUCCAGAGCUUUGCGGUUCUCCCUCUAUAAGGCUCAGCCAGAGUUCAAGGCGAAGAAUCUUAAGAAUAUGACCGUUGGACGAAUUAUGGCAUAGUUAAUUUUCAUCAACCAAGGCUUCCUACCUUAUCUCGCUUACCAUGCUAUCUUCAAUGCCCUGCAGGCACUACUAGUAGUCAUUGCCGAAGGUAUAUAUAUAUGUUCUUUACUGGGUUGAGUGGUUUGUAGUCUGGGCCAUGGACCAGUCAUAUAUAUAUAUAUAUCUGGCUUCCUUCACAUAACGAUAUCAAGGAAUACCAUUCCAUGAUUCGUGCUAUAUCAACUCAUGAUGCGG